This is a messenger RNA of Eleginops maclovinus (Patagonian blennie), 842 nucleotides long. RefSeq names its product cocaine- and amphetamine-regulated transcript 2 (gene cart2). The record is from RefSeq and is a predicted model, not a curated record. Gene Ontology annotation, biological process: adult feeding behavior; positive regulation of MAPK cascade; G protein-coupled receptor signaling pathway. The transcript has 3 exons. Gene Ontology annotation, molecular function: neuropeptide hormone activity. NCBI's taxonomy places the organism in Eukaryota, Metazoa, Chordata, Actinopteri, Perciformes, Eleginopidae. The coding region runs from base 448 to 744 and encodes 98 amino acids.
UCUCCUGCUGAUGUUCAGGUGUAUAUCAGUAUGUAGAGUCUCUACUUUAAAGAGUCCUCUCCUGCUGAUGUUCAGGUGUAUAUCAGUAUGUAGAGUCUCUACUUUAAAGAGUCCUCUCCUGCUGGUGUUCAGGUGUAUAUCAGUAUGUAGUGUCUCUACUUUAAAGAGUCCUCUCCUGCUGAUGUUCAGGUGUAUAUCAGUAUGUAGUGUCUCUACUUUAAAGAGUCCUCUCCUGCUGAUGUUCAGGUGUAUAUCAGUCUGUAGAGUCUCUACUUUAAAGAGUCCUCUCCUGCUGAUGUUCAGGUGUAUGCCUAUGUCGCUACGUCAUACCUGUGUCAUCAUCCAGAGGCUGGGGGGGGGGGGGUGCUCACACAGACAUAUAAACCCAGAGGCAGAGUGAGCAGCAGCUCGCGGUGCUUUGAUCUCCGUUGUUUCCUGAAUAGCAACAUGAAUAGCACCGUGCGAGCUGUGCUCUGCGCGGCGCUGCUGUCUGUGCUCUGCGGAGCAGAGAGAGAGCAGAGAGAGGUCUCCCACCAAAACCCCACCAGACUGCUCGGUGCUCUACAGGAGGUUUUGGAGAAGCUGCAGACGACCAAGAUUAAUCCGUGGGAGCGGAAGUACGGACAGGUCCCGUCUUGCGACCUCGGGGAGAUCUGUGCCGUGAGGAAAGGCUCUCGAAUCGGGAAGCUGUGCGACUGUCCUUCCGGAGCCGUCUGCAACUUCUUCCUGCUCAAGUGCUUAUGAGUUCACUCAACGUGUGCUGAACACGGUUCUAUGAAGUAAAAGCUAUGUGACGUCGUCUGAGUAUUUAUGGUGUCGCAUUAAAACGUUAUCUUUCAGAU